Molecule: messenger RNA, 2661 nt
Organism: Neoarius graeffei (lesser salmon catfish)
Lineage: Eukaryota; Metazoa; Chordata; Actinopteri; Siluriformes; Ariidae
Gene: lrfn4a
Product: leucine rich repeat and fibronectin type III domain containing 4a
Exons: 2
Coding region: 10-2661 (883 amino acids)
Molecular function (GO): protein binding
Source: RefSeq, a predicted model, not a curated record
AAAUCUAUCAUGCCAAGUCCAGGACUGCUGUGCAUAUCCAAAAUAAAGGAUCUACCACUGGAACAGCUGCAUGAGAAAAAAUGCAUUGGCCCCAAAAGAGCAGAUUCCUGUCUGAUCAGCCCUUGGUCUUUCCUCUGGUUAGGCCUAGUGAAUUAUAUCUUGCUGGGAUGCUGUCCGGGCGUGUUUGCUGGAGAGACUUGGGGCAUGGUCUCCAUCUGCCCCUUCCACUGUGUGUGUCGGAACCUAUCAGAGUCUCUGAGCACGCUCUGUGUUAAUAAAGGCCUGCUCUUUGUUCCACCUAAUAUCGACCGCCGCACUGUGGAGCUCCGUCUUGCAGACAACUACAUCCUGGAGGUCGGCGGGCCGGACUUUGCCAACAUGACAGGAUUAGUGGAUCUGACCCUGUCUCGUAACACUAUCCAUGCCCUGCGCCCUCUGGCUUUUGGAGAUUUGGAAAGCCUGCGGUCACUACACCUGGAUACUAACCGGUUGACUAUGGUGGGACCUCAGGAUCUAACAGGCCUUCUCAAUCUUCAGCAUCUCUUCAUAAACAACAACCAGCUUAUAGAUAUUUCAGCUGAUGCCUUUGACGACUUCCUGCUCACCCUGGAAGACCUGGACCUGUCCUACAACAACCUUCGCAGGGUUCCUUGGGAAGCCAUCCAGAAUAUGGCCAGCCUCAGCACCCUCAAUUUGGACCACAACCUCAUAGACCAGAUUGCUGAGGGCUCUUUUAGUGAGCUCUAUAAGCUCUCUCGACUCGAUAUGACCUCAAAUAGGCUCCAGACGCUUCCCCCUGAUCCCUUGUUCUCUCGCUCACAAAUCGGUGUAGUCAGUCCAACACCCUACAACGCCAUCAUCAGUCUGAAUUUUGGUGGAAACCCUCUGCAUUGUAACUGCGAGCUGUUGUGGCUGCGGAGGUUGAUUCGCGAGGACGAUAUGGAGACCUGUGCCACACCUACACACCUUGCUGGACGUUACUUCUGGUCCAUCCCAGAGGAAGAAUUCAUAUGUGAGCCUCCACUAAUCACCCGCAACACCAACAAACUGUGGGUCCUAGAGGGGCAGAGGGCCAUGCUUAAGUGCCGGGCUAUCGGUGACCCUGAGCCAGUCAUCCACUGGGUAUCCCCAGAUGACCGAAUUGUGGCCAACUCCAGCCGCAUACACUCGUAUUACAACGGAACCUUGGAUUUUCUAGUAACCCGUGCCCGAGAUGAUGGGGCUUAUACCUGCAUCGCUAUCAAUGCAGCUGGGGAGUCCACUGCCCAGGUGGAGUUGAAAAUUAUCCCACUGCCCCACCGAGGAAAUGGAACAAUCCCACUAAUUAACCCCCGAGACCCUGGUGCCUCUGAUAUGAGUCAUGGUAGAGGAGGGGCUGUGGGAGGGAUGGUAACAGUGAGGAACGUGACUGGAGGUGAAGGGGAGGAUGGAACAAGCAGUAGUAGCACUGGAACUGAGCGAUUGGUGGGAGUUCGGGAAGUGACAUCUAACUCCGCUCAAGUGCACUGGUUUAUGGGCAGAACCUCAACACCUUACAUGGUGUGGAUGUACCAGAUUCAGUACAACAGCACAGCUGAUGAUGCCCUUGUGUACAGAAUUCUGCCACCUUCGAGUAAAAGCUUCAUGCUGAAAAAUCUCGUCUCUGGUGCAGACUACAGCCUGUGUGUUUUGGCCAUCUUUGAUGACGGCAUCUCCACGCUGGCCACCACAAAAGUGUUAGGUUGCACCCAGUUCAGCACUAAAGAGGAUUAUCCGGAAUGCCGCUCUCUGCACGCUCACUUCCUCGGUGGCACGCUGACAGUGAUGGUAGGUGGGGUGGUGGUGGUAACGCUGCUGGUCUUCACUGUAGCUAUGAUGAUGCGACAUCGAGUGUGUGGAGGAUGUCAAGACCAUGUCGGGCAGUCAGGCGAGUUCCUGCCAGCCAAAGGGGUGGAUGUUUAUGCCCAGACUAACGGAAAUAACAGCAUGAUGAUGGUGGCCUUGCCAAACCGGUUGCUGGCCCAGCAAACAAGAGCAGUCCAGGCCAAAGCCAAGCAUAAGGGGGACAUGCUGGUCAAACUGAGCAACGAGCCUCACUGCAGUCAGGGCUCAGCCAUGGACCUGGUGAGGCAGAAACCUGGUGCCUCUUUCACACCAGAAAGUGAUAAAGUAUCAUUCUACUACUCUCCCGCCAAAUGCGCACACACCCUGCCGCACCCGACACACAAAGCUAUGACACGUGACUGCAAGCUGAAGCUACGGAGUUCUCUCUCGAGAGAAAAAGACACGGUGCAAGGUGUAAAGCAAUCUUUAGCCUCACUGGCCCUCGCUCAGACCGCACAGGUCGGAGAAGAAAUAAGUUCAAAUUGGCCUGGAGAGAGGUGCGUUCUAGGGGCCAAGCGCAGCUGCUCUUUUGAUGCAGGGGACAUCACCGCCACCACAUGUUACAGCUACGCCAAGCAGCUGAGUGUCAUCUGGACACGCCGCAGUCAGUCGCUGCACAGCAUGCUGGUCCAUUGCGCGUCCACAACCAGCACGUCCAGCACAGCGAGCGAGCAGUAUAACCACGUACUGGUGCACGGAUAUCUGCACGCCUAUGCCUCCAACAACUCAAACUCCAACUCAAAUUCAAACUGUAGCAUGGAUGCCAAUCCUGGAGAUCUGGAAGAAAGCGUUGUGUAG